Trichoplax adhaerens is the source of this 897-nucleotide messenger RNA. RefSeq lists its product as uncharacterized. NCBI's taxonomy places the organism in Eukaryota, Metazoa, Placozoa, Uniplacotomia, Trichoplacea, Trichoplacidae. The transcript is spliced from 2 exons. The coding region runs from base 1 to 897 and encodes 298 amino acids. Gene Ontology annotation, biological process: S-adenosylmethionine biosynthetic process. Gene Ontology annotation, cellular component: methionine adenosyltransferase complex. The record is from RefSeq and is a predicted model, not a curated record. Gene Ontology annotation, molecular function: methionine adenosyltransferase regulator activity.
AUGAAAAAGGUCUUGAUUACAGGUGCCUCCGGUUUAUUAGGGCGAGCCAUUAAGAGAGAAUUUGAUAAUGAUGCUACAUGGAAAGUUUUAGGGCUUGCUUACAGCAGGGCCGGCGGUGAUUUACGAAGAGUCGAUUUAUCUGAUGUUAACGCAGUUAAAGAGGUGGUCCGUGAAUUCCAACCUGAUGUAAUUGUUCAUGCUGCUGCAGAACGACGACCUGAUAUUGUUGAUAAAAAAACUGACGUUGCUCGACAAUUGAAUGUCGAUGUCAGUCGAAAUUUAGCUUUGAUUGCUAAAACUUUCAAUUGCUUUAUCCUCUACGUAAGUACAGAUUAUGUUUUUGAUGGUUGUAACCCUCCGUAUCAGCCUGCGGACCAACCAGCCCCGCUCAAUACUUACGGAAUGUUGAAGUGGCAAGGUGAAAAAGCAGUUUUAGAAACGUAUCCCAAACGGAGUGGGAUAUUGCGCUUACCGAUACUUUAUGGUGAAGUAGAAUACCUUGAAGAAAGUGCAGUUACAGUUUUAUUGAAAGCAAUUCAAAAUGGAAAUAAACCGGGUGAAAUGUCGGAUUACGAGAAACGUUACCCAACUUAUGUAGGAGAUGUAGCUGUAGUUAUCCGACAAAUUUCGGAUAAAACUUUACAGGAUGAAAAUUUUUAUGGAAUUUGGCAUUGGAGUGGCUUGGAAGAAUUAACUAAAUAUCAGAUGGCACUUAAAAUUGCUAAGGCCUUUAAUAUAGAUUAUAAACAUUUAGUAGCAGUCAACAAACCAUCUCCUGGAGCUAAGCGACCUUAUAAUAGUCAUCUCGAUAUUUCUACGUUGACUCAGCUUAAUUUUGGGCAACAAACUAGUUUCCAAGACGGUAUUAUGAUUUCGUUGUCGAAAUUUAUAUCAUAA